Molecule: messenger RNA, 189 nt
Organism: Penicillium manginii
Lineage: Eukaryota; Fungi; Ascomycota; Eurotiomycetes; Eurotiales; Aspergillaceae
Exons: 2
Coding region: 1-189 (62 amino acids)
Source: RefSeq, a predicted model, not a curated record
AUGAACGGACGAAUGGGACCGGCGGAAAUUUUGGUCCAUCAUCCCGAGAGAGAAAUGGACAAACUGCUGCAGCGGUUAGAAACUGUUGAGGACCGGGUGUCCGCCAUUGAACGAACCAUCACGCAGUUACGUGGAGAUGUGGUCGUGGUUACUGAAGCAGGCAUCCUACAGGAACCUGUUGAGGCUUAG